Anolis carolinensis (green anole) is the source of this 3120-nucleotide messenger RNA. Its product is annotated as zinc finger and SCAN domain-containing protein 2-like. The transcript is spliced from 3 exons. Bases 1 to 1299 code for a protein of 432 amino acids. The record is from RefSeq and is a predicted model, not a curated record. Lineage: Eukaryota; Metazoa; Chordata; Lepidosauria; Squamata; Anolidae.
AUGUCUCAUGAAGAGCCACGUCCACUGUUUGAACGUGAGAGGGCCGUCCUGCGGAAAGAAGGGCGUCUGCAGGGAGGGAUUGGCGGAGGCCGUGCAGAAGAAGCUCCAGGCCGAAGUGGAGAAGGAACAGCAGGUGCCAAAAGCCUCAGUCAGAGUGGCAGUCUAUGUUCCCAUCAAAGGACCCACACAGGGGAGAAGCCAUAUAAAUGCAUGGAAUGUGGAGAAAGCCUCAGUCAGAGUGGCAGUCUAUGUUCCCAUCAAAAGACCCACACAGGGGAGAAGCCACAUAAAUGCAUGAAAUGUGGAGAAAGCCUCAGUCAGAGUGGCAGUCUACGUUCCCAUCAAAGGACCCACACAGGGGAGAAGCCAUAUAAAUGCAUGGAAUGUGGAGAAAGCCUCAGUCAGAGUGGCAGUCUAUGUUCCCAUCAAAGGACCCACACAGGGGAGAAGCCAUAUAAAUGCAUAGAAUGUGGAGAAAGCCUCAGUCAGAGUGGCAGUCUACGUUCCCAUCAAAGGACCCACACAGGGGAGAAGCCAUAUAAAUGCAUGGAAUGUGGAGAAAGCUUCAGCCGGAGUGACAGUCUACGUUCCCAUCAAAGGAAGCACACAGGGGAGAAGCCCUAUAAAUGCAUGGAAUGUGGAGAAAACUUCAGUCACAGUGGCAGUCUACGUUCCCAUCAAAAGAAGCACACAGGGGAGAAGCCACAUAAAUGCAUAGAAUGUGGAGAAAGCUUCAGUCGGAGAGACAAUCUACGUUCCCAUCAAAGGACCCACACAGGGGAGAAGCCAUAUAAAUGCAUAGAAUGUGGAGAAAGCUUCAGUCGGAGUGACAGUCUACGUUCCCAUCAAAGGACCCACACAGGUGAGAAGCCAUAUAAAUGCAUAGAAUGUGGAAAGAGUUUCAGUCAGAGUGGACAUCUACGUUCCCAUCAAAGGACCCACACAGGGGAGAAGCCACAUAAAUGCAUAGAACGUGGAAAGAGUUUCAGUCAGAGUGGACAUCUACGUUCUCAUCAAAGGACCCACACAGGGGAGAAGCCACAUAAAUGCAUGAAAUGUGGAGAAAGCUUCAGUCAGAGUGGCAGUCUACGUUCCCAUCAAAAGACCCACACAGGGGAGAAGCCACAUAAAUGCAUGAAAUGUGGAGAAAGCUUCAGUCAGAGUGGCAGUCUACGUUCCCAUCAAAGGACCCACACAGGGGAGAAGCCAUAUAAAUGCAUAGAAUGUGGAGAAAGCCUCAGUCAGAGUGGCAGUCUAUGUUCCCAUCAAAGGACCCACACAGAGGAGAAGUCACCUUAAUGCACGGAAUAGGAACAGAGCUUUAGAAAAAGUUCAGCAUACAGUAGAUAUCACAGAACUCAUGUACCUCUAGAGGAGACGGGCCUUUGAGUUUCCGAAUCUAUAAAAACACAUUGGAAGGAAAGAGGAAGGCCAGCACCUUGCUCUCUCUCCACCAUGAAUCGGAGUUUGUGUGGCCUUGGUUGACGGCUACUGGGAGCAGGUGUCACUCAGAAUGGCAGCAAGCUUGGAAGGGGUUCACCUAACCUCCUCCGCAAAGAGACCCAUCGCAGGCCUCUAGGAUGAUGUGUGAAGGUUUGCUGAAAUGAGCAGCAGCAGAGAUCUCUGGAUUAAAGGGUUCUGAAAAAGAAUAGCUCUUUGUUUGCAGAUAACGUCGUAUCUUCAUACUCCUGCCUUAUUUCUUGGCUCUUCUGCAUUCAAUGGCAUCAAUUGUUUCCCAUGCAUGUGUACUGUAUGUACUGUGAUCUGUCCUGAGUCCCUUGGUUGAAAUUUUGGGUGCUAGCCCUGAACUUUUAACCCUUUUCUGGACUUUGUUGUAUCCUGAAUCAUUGACUCUAAAUUCUGGACUGACGUCUAGGUUUCGUAUAUGGACUUGGACUUUGUUUGUAUCCCUGAUUUUCUGGCUUGACUUUGGGACUCUAAAUUCGGUUUGUACUCUUGAUUUCUUGGUUGUUGUUUUAUCAACUCAGCUGAAUGAACUCCUGGCAUGUGAUUGUUGGGACUGUGACCUUGGUUCUUGUUAAUUUUCACUCCUGACCUGUAUCUGCAGUACUCAACUUGUCCGCAAUAAUUGGACUCUUGACCUGCACUUGUAUUCAUUGUUCCUUCAACUGUGUUGCUCCAAUUAUUUUAGCUCAGUGGCUCCCAACCUUUUUUUAACUAGGGAUCAUUUGACAAGGGACCACUCUCCAAAAUUAGUACCAGAAGGGUUAUAAAUCAGUUUUUGGUCAACUUUAGAUUUGGUUUGGUUAUUUGGAGUGAUGAUUCAGAACAUUGCAUUGGAUAGACCACGUCAGCUCUCAUUCCUGAUAUGCCAUCCAGUUAGUCGUCAUCUGCUCGCCCACAGAAAACCAUAUUUAAUAAUCCUCAGGACUAUAAGAGGGUUUCGCGAGACCAGUCACUCUCAUUGUAAUGGUGUAGUAACUGUGAGGCUGUGAACCCUAUUUUAGUUCUUGCGGAUCACUGGUGGUCCAUGGACCCCAGGUUGGGAACCACUGUUUUAGCUGGACUGAAGACUUUAGUUUUCCUAUAAAAUAUGGUCUUGGCUUGUCUUGUGUUUGUUUAAUAAACCUCAGACUUUAUACCAAGAGAGCCCUGGAACAUGAGACCAUCAGCCUUGCUUUGUGUGUACUUAUCCCUGUGUAGAGUGAAACCCUUUCUGCAUAUGAGACUGUUCAAUCCCCACCUUUGGCAAAGGGUCCAUUAGGACACACAGUAUCCCUCCCCAACUGCAGAGAAUGGAAGACAAAAAAAUGACUACAACGACUGAUGAAGAUUCAUGAAUCCGUUGAGAUGGACAUAUUAACUACAUUGAUGAAGUAUAGAACCGCAUUGAAAGGAAAUAAGAGUAAAUAGAGAUACAAAUCAUAUAGUGAGUGAGUUUUGUAAAUUAGCGUUUGAUGUCAGUUAGUUUUGUUCUUAUUGUGCAAGGUGUGUGUCUUGUUCCCUUUAUAUUUGUUAAAUAGUCCUUUUUUAAAAAAAUGUACCAAAAUUAUUAUUUGUAUAAAAUAUUGUUUUUAAAUACCAAAAUUGUAAUUUGUGUAAACAUGCUUUGAUUUGUUUUUCUUCUUUAGUCUUUGAAUAAAUAUUGUUUUUUAAAAA